Molecule: messenger RNA, 4461 nt
Organism: Nannospalax galili (Upper Galilee mountains blind mole rat)
Lineage: Eukaryota; Metazoa; Chordata; Mammalia; Rodentia; Spalacidae
Product: cytokine receptor common subunit beta
Exons: 15
Coding region: 221-2752 (843 amino acids)
Biological process (GO): cytokine-mediated signaling pathway
Cellular component (GO): external side of plasma membrane; membrane
Molecular function (GO): protein binding; cytokine receptor activity
Source: RefSeq, a predicted model, not a curated record
GAAGCAAGGCUCACUGCUGCCUGGAGACUCCUGAAGGAGGCUGCCUGUCCCCCAACACAGAGGCUUGGAGGAGGCGGACUCAGAGAGAGGACUCACAAGACUUGUAACAUGGGUGUGGCCCAGCAUUCAGCCAAGCAGGACCCCAGGACAAUGAGACCGCUGUGCCCAUAACCACUGCCCACCUGUGCCAGCUUCCUGCAGUCCCAGAACUGACAAGCAGAUGGCGCUGACCCAGGGUCUGCUCCACAUGGCCCUGCUGGCUCUGUGCUGGAGACCCAGUGUAACAGAGACACAAGACACUGUCCCACUGCAGACCUUACAGUGUUACAACGACUACACUAGCCGCAUCAUCUGCAGCUGGGCAGACACUGAGGAUGCCCAGGGGCUCAUCAACAUGACCCUCUAUCGCCGACUAGACAGUGACCAGGCAGUGUCUUGUGAUAUCAGUGAGAACCUACUGUGGUCAAGCUGCCCCUCACCCCACCGCUGCGUACCCAGGAGAUGCGUCAUUCCUUACAAUCUUUUCGUUGUCGCGGAUGAAGACUACUACUCAUUCCAACCAGACCGAGAGCUGGGCAUCCAGCUCACAGUUCCCCUGGACCAACAUGUCCAGCCCCCACCUCCCAAGGACAUCCAAGUGCCAGGGACUUCAGAGGGCACUGGGCUUCAUGGGGAAGGGGGAGAACCCACUUCCAUGAUGAACAACUCUUCCCUCUGUAACCAGCCCAUUCCUGUGGACUUCAUGCAUGAGGACCAUGGAAAUCUGUGUGACCUAAUCCCCUGUCAGCACUGCUGUGAUAAAGCUGAUGCCAUCUACAACAUGAUAGGCUACCCCAACUUCAUCAUGGACCCCAAGGAGCUGGACAAAGUGUUCAAUGAUUGGAUGUCAGUGAGUAUCCUGGGCUACAACUCCAGCCCUGAUGCUCAGGAGGAAGAAUGCUCUCCAGUGGAGGAGCAGCAGGCCGGCCUCUUCAUCCAUUAUCACUGUGGGAUAAAUGUGUCCAACCCCAGUGCACACAGCCGGUACACAGUCUCUGUUAAGCCGCGGAAGCAAGGGAAAUACAUUCCAAGCUCCAACCACAUCCAGAUGCCCUCUCCAACCCUUAAUGUGACCAAGGAUGGAGACACUUACAACCUGCACUGGGAAACAGAGAAAAUGUCCUACUCCCACAUCAACCACCAGUUCCAGGUCCAGUACAAGAUGGAUUCAGUCAACUGGGAGGACAGCAAGACAGAGACCGUAAAGCAGGCCCACAGCAUGCUGCUGCCAGCACUGAAACCUGCCACCGCAUACGGGGCCAGGGUGAGGGUCAUGCCCACCCCCGGCUACCAUGGGAUCUGGAGCGAGUGGAGCAAGGAGGCCUCCUGGACCACUGAGUGGGUACUGCCCACAUGGGGGCUGGCCCUCAUCCUGGUCUUCAUCACCCUGGCCUUGCUCACGGCCCUCCGUUUUGGCAGUGUCUAUGGGUACAGGUUGAAUAAGAGGUGGAAGGAGAAAAUCCCCAACCCCAGGAAGUGCAUCCUGUUCCAGGAUGGACCUGCAGGGUUCUGGCCUCCCCACAGCAUGGGACCCUUCAUCACCAAGAGCCCCACUCCCCAGGGGCCAAGGGGCAGCCUCUUCACUGAGCUAGAGGGGGUGUCAUCUCCACAUUUGGGGGAGAGUGAAGUGUCACCUCUCACCAUUGAAGAUCCUAACAUUAUCCAAGAUCCACCAUCUGGGCCUGACACCACCCCAGCUGCCUCAUCAGAACCCAUGGAACAGCACCCUAACCCCCACCUAGACCCAUCAGUCCCCUCAGACAGGCCUGAGAGCCAGAUUCCCAGCUUUGACUUCAAUGGCCCCUACCUGGGACCUCCCCACAGCCGUUCCCUGCCUGACCUUGUGGGCCAGCCAGUGCCCCCACAGACAGGUGGGAGCCUGAAGUCAGCUCUGCCAGGCUCCCUGGAGUACCUGUGUCUGCCCCCUGGGGGACAGGUGCAGCUGGUCCCACUGGCCCAAGCAAUGGAGCAGGGCCAGGCUGUGGAUGUGGAAUGCGAGCUCAGCCUAGGGGCCAAGGGGAGCCCUUCCACAGAAUUUGGGGACAAGCCUUCACCUGAGCCAAGGGUAGAGGGGAAGGACCCAAGGGAUAAUCAGGUGGCUCUGCCCAUGAGCUUUGGGGGCCCUGAGGACCCUGUGGUGGCCUCUGGUUAUGUGACUCCUGCAGACCUAGUACUCACCGUGCCCUCAGGGACCCAGUCUCUCUCCCUGGCCCCCUCUUUGGGAUCCCCCUCAACCCAGAGCCUCAGCCUCUGUCUCGGGCUGACUGGAGGUUCCCCUGGAACUGCAGCCCCUGGGCCACAAGGAUUUGAGGGCUACGUGGAGCUCCCUCCGAGCACAAGCCAGUCCCCCAGUUCAUCUCUGUGCAAUUCUAUCCUUCCUGUGCCCAGCAGCCCUGUAGUGAGCCUGGAGGAGCCCAGGGAGGAGGGGGCCCCAGCAUCCCCACACCCUGAGGGCCUCCUUGUCCUGCAACAGGUGGGAGACUACUGCUUCCUCCCUGGCCUGGGGCCUGGCUCCCUCUCGCCUCGCAGCAAGCCCUCCUCCCCUAGCCUUUGUCCCGAGAUGGAGGAUCUAGACCAGGUUCUGCCUGUCAAAAAGCUUCCCUACCAGCAGGCGCCCCAGGUGCCCGCCAUCCAGUUCUUCAAAUCCCUGAAGCAGCAGGACUACCUGUCUCUGCCACCUUGGGACUUCGGCCGCUCCAGGGAGGUGUGCUGAGGCCCCCUGACCUCACCAACAGCCUUGUACUGCGGGCCUGGGGGCUUACUCACUGAGAUCUCCAGACCUGAGCACCCUCCAUCUCUGUUCUGCCCUUGACCUUCAGCAAUGCUCCCCCCUACCUGGUCUCUAUCUUCUGUCUUUCUGUCUCUGUCUUUGCCUCUGUCUCUCUCUCUCUCUCUGUCUCUCUCUGUCUCUCUCUGUCUCUCUCUCUCUCUCUCUCUCUCUCUCUCUCUCACACACACACACACACAGUUCUUUCAAGUUAAUUACUAGAACUUUUCAUGCAUAUUCCACCUGCUAGAUCUUUCUUCCUUUCCCUCUAACUUGGAGUUGGGCUGGGGUCCGAGCGGCCUCUGGGGGUCAGACCUGUGUGGUCUGUCUAGAGUCCAAGGACUGCUAUAGGCCUUGUCCUCCUCAGGCUCCAACAACAUGGCACACCUCUAGCCCAGUGCAGGAGGAAGGAGACUUGAGUGGGCACCUCAAGGGUCAGACUUUGACAGACUGUGUGGGGAAUGGGCAGCACACAUCAUCUGAGAAUGAGCAUGGCUUUCCAUAGCAAUCUGGAGCUGCCAGGGAGCCCUGGGGUCCUUACAGAGGGGACUGGAACCCAUUGUUAUGUAGCGAAGUCAUUGAUGUGGACAACGCCAGACGGAGACCACAGUUACGACCAGGCUGGGUGAAUGAGGGACAAUGGGGUGGGCAGGCAAUCCAGAACUCAGUAGCAGCUGUGGAAAAGCUGAGGGAAAACCCACAAAGGACAGGAGUACAGUGACCACAGAACAGUGCAUCCAGGUGUUGAGUCUGUGGGAUGAUGGCUCUUGGAAAUCACUGCCUUUCUGAAGCUCAAGGCACACGCAUUACACUGUUUUUAUUUGCAUUACUUGCUCACGGUCAGGUUUGUCCAUGUUUUCGGAUGUGUCUUGGGUAUCAGCAUUUACUAUUUUAUUCUUUUCUUGGGCUAAGCCCAUGAAACUUUGUGUUUAUCAUUUUCUGACGAGGCUGUAAAGCUAUUUCCACGUGGCCUUUUGUGGGAGAUACACACGUCUCCCUUGAGUGUGUUCUCUUAGUUUUGUACAGGGGGCUUUGCGACACCCCCAGCACUUGUGCAUCCAAAUUGCCAUGAGACAGAUGGCUGAGCUGCACCCCAUUUGGGGGCCAUAUUUGCAGAGGUCUUCAAGGGAAAACUUAUAAGUGUCCAUUUGUAUUGUGUGUGUGUGUUUCAAGCUUUAUGUGGAAGUUUUUAACUAUUCUGGAAUAUACGCAUGUGACACAGAGAUCUGCUCGACAAACCCGGAGUGAAGGGAUGGUGUGUCAUUGGUUCCCUCCUCUGCUCUCUGUCUCUGUGACUGAAGGGUCACUUUCAUGAUCCACCGAGUCCUCGGCGGAACUGGCUCCAGUUUCCUCUCCUGUGGCCCUUACUCCCUCAAUGGAGCCACUGUCCUGAUUGUUCUUCGUAUUCGAUCUUGACACGGGGCAGGCAGAGCAAGUGUUCCUCUUGAUUUUGUUCCUCAGUCUCUGUUCACUGCAACAAAGAAAAUCAUUCAACCUGAAUCUUUAUCAGUAUGAAAUUCACAACAGCCUGUCAGUACAUGCUAAAGUGAAAGCUCUGGGGGAAAUGAGCAAGACCAGCUCACACAUUAAGUAAGAUAUUAACUCUCAAUACCUUGCAUUAAGAGGAAAAUUUGUAAUAAAAUGUUUGCAACAUA